This is a messenger RNA of Colletotrichum higginsianum IMI 349063, 261 nucleotides long. RefSeq names its product EC23 protein. The record is from RefSeq and is a predicted model, not a curated record. The coding region runs from base 1 to 261 and encodes 86 amino acids. The transcript has a single exon. NCBI's taxonomy places the organism in Eukaryota, Fungi, Ascomycota, Sordariomycetes, Glomerellales, Glomerellaceae.
AUGCAGCCCUUCACCUUCGUCUUGACCGCCGUCUUCGCCGCCACGGUAACGGCACAGGGUUGCCAUUUUUGGGUUCAAGAGAAGUCGACCGGGAACAACGUGUUGCAGAAGUGUCUCCAAAAGAACGAGGGGACGACCGCCUUCAUCAAUGGCCAAAGUAUAUACCUCCGGCCCGACUCAGACUGUCGCGUCACGGUGAGCAAUACCGGAUACAACACAGCGCCCGUGGGAUUCAACGCGUACUACGACGGCCCUUGCUAA